AUGUUACAAAUAGAAAAACGUUUAAGAAAUGAGUCACUGCAAGCCCUUCGAUUUAUAUUUUCUAUAUUUGUUUGUGAUGAAACCUAUUUACCAACAGAGGACUCAGAAGCUAAGGACAUUUCUUUGGAUCUUUUACCUGAUGCCUGGCGAACAAAUAGAAGUCCUCAGUUUCUGGAUUCUAAGCCUCUUCUUGACUUCAGGGAAUCACAGAAAUUCAGCAGGCACUUAUUUCGAGUGAAGAGAUCAAUUUUCUUUCCUACUGGAAUCAAAGUAUGUCCAGAUGAGUCUGUUGAACAGUCUAUUGCCAAUCAUCUUAAAUAUUUUAAACUUAGAGUCUGCCAGGAGGCAAUUUGGGAAGCCUUCAAAACUUUCUGGGAUAGACUCCCAGGACAUGAAGAAUACCAAAAGUGGCUAAAUGAAUGUGAGGCAGGAACUAUGAAUAUAUUUGAAAUGGGCACCAACUUCAGUCAAUCUGAAGAGUAUCAAAGCCUCAUAGCAAAGACCAGUAAUGAGGUAACAAGGGAUUAUAUAAAACUGAUGAAACCUGUUCAUGAGCAGAUGGUUGUAUUCAGUAUUCUUCUUGCUGAAGAGAAAUACAUCAAUGAGCUGAGUGACCCCUUCACUGAAGAAUACCAACAACUCUCUCAACAAUUUAUUUCUGAAAUUCAGAAUGCAUAUGAAGGACUGCCUGGAUACAAGAAUAUCCAUGUAACUGAAUUCAGCAGUGUAGAAGUCCUGUACGCUGUGGUUUUUGAUAGGGAAGCCAUCAGCAACGUUAUCUGGGAUUGGAUUACCCUCCAGCCUAACAAAGUGGAGGAGAGCUCCUUUUCAGAGAUUGAAGAUAACUCAACAGUUGUUUACACAGAUAGUGACUUCAGACAUUAUAUUGCUGAGAUUCUCCAUAAGAACAUUCUAUCUGAGAAUACGUCAUUGCCCUUGGAUCUUGGUUCUCUCCAGCUCAUUAAUGUAAAGGAAGUGGUCUUUUCUGUGACUGAUGUCCCAUCAUGGGUUUCUGCUAAGCCUACUGAUGAUGAUCAUGCCAUAGUAUCUGAGUGGCCUUCUGCUGAUGAGUCAACCCCAGGCAACAUCUUGCCGUUUGACUUGCCUGGUCCAGAUUUCAUCUUUGAUAGUGACAAUAAUGUGUGGUUAAGACCAGAUGGCUUUCUGAACCCUGAAAGUAUCUUCAAUUCACUAUCAAAAAUUACUCUCCAUUCAAAAACUGAUAUCAGCAUUUCCCCAGAAGAUUUGCUUUUUACAGAUGAAAAACAGAAAAUACAUUCUGGCACACCACAAUUCUUUGAAACUGAUUACCAUGUGGACUUGGAAAGCCUUUCUAAUUUGUCUUUGUUAGAAGAUGGACUUGAAAAUCAGAAAGAGUUGGAAGGUUUGUUUGUGCCUUCAACUGCUCUCCCUCACAUUGUGCCAAAAGAAAUUCUACCCCCAAGUGAUUCUGCGAUUUCUCUGAGUCUUACAUCACCAUCAGCUUCUGUUUUAGCAAUAGAGCCUAACACCGAGGAAGUAUUACCUACAAGCUUUAUAAAAGAGGAAAAUCAGCAGUCUUCUAUAUAUAAUGAAAAAGAUAAUAUUGAUUACUAUGGUUCUGGUUCAGGACAACAGCCACAAACCAAUUUAUGGACCUGGUUUAAAACUGAGGGAUCUGAUAUGCAUGACUAUAAGGAAACAACUGUUAUACUGGAUUCUCCAAAGGAUUAUAUAACUCAGGAUAUACUAAAUGCAACCAUGUCCCAGUCACCCCUUGACACAGAAGACACCUCAGAUGAAAGAGUUGUGACAUCUACUGAAAUGUAUAGCAUAACACAACUGGAGAAUUCCAGUGAAGAUAAUGAAAUCAUUUCUGAAAUAACAGAAAUCUAUGACCAAAUAUUAACACACCAGUCAUCAACAAAUCAACCACAUAUGGCCAUUACAAUAAAAAAAACCCAAAGUAGUGCUCCAAGAACUGGAGGAUUAUUUUUACCAGCAUAUUCUACUGCAGAAAGCCCAGUGAUAAGUAACUUUAUGAGGGAAAAAUAUAUUCCUGAUUCCACAGUACAAGAAGCCUUUGGAUCAGUUGCUCAUAAACCUGUUAUUACUCCAUCUACUGCUGUUAUUUAUCAUUCUGCAGAUGAAAUCACAGAUCUAGUAGCAUCAUCUAGUUUGGAAGAUUCAACAACAGUUACUUAUUUAAAAGAAGUGUCAACUGAUCCCAAUGAUUUCCUUGGAAAAUUCCGUGCCACCCACACUGUUAAUUUUCCACAUAGUGGCUUUGACAGUGAUACAACUAUAACAGAAUAUUCAGCCAGUUCUUUCUCUGACAUGCCUAUCACACAGACAGCUAUCCUUCAAUCUACAGUUAUCUUCCCUGAAUUGGAAAAAGAUCUGGUCACAAAAGAACUCAAAGUUACAGUUCAAGACUAUGAAGGCACGACAUACUAUUCCCAUGAAAUGAACCAGGAAGAAGGAAGUAUGAUUGACAGUCAUGUAGAGCUACCAACCCAUGCCCAUUCUACUGAAGUGGUUGGGGUAUCGGGGAUUAUUCAUCAUAAUCCCAACAAUGUGACUAUCCCUGCACGUGCUUUAGUUGUAUUCUUUAGCCUUCGAGUUACUAACAUGAUUUUUUCGGAGGAUUUGUUUAACAAAAAUUCCCCUGAAUAUAAAGCCCUGGAGCAAAGAUUUUUAGAACUGCUGGUUCCUUAUUUGCAAUCAAAUCUAACUGGCUUCCAGAAUCUGGAAAUUCUGAACUUCAGGAAUGGUAGUAUUGUGGUUAACAGCCGAAUGAAAUUUGCACGGCCUGUGCCUCGCAAUGUCACUAAUUCUGUGUACAUGAUUCUGGAAGACUUUUGCAACACUGCCUACGAAACUAUGAACUUGGCUAUUGAUAAGUACUCUCUUGAUGUAGAAUCAGGAGUCCAGGCUGACCCUUGCAAGUUCCAGGCAUGCAAUGAGUUUUCUGAAUGCUUGGUGAACCAGUGGAGUGGAGAGGCUGAGUGUGUUUGUUAUCCUGGUUAUCUAAGUGUUGAUGGAAUGCCAUGUAAUAGCAUUUGUCUUCUGCAAACUAAUUUUUGUCAGAAUGAUGGCAAAUGUGAUAUAAUCCCAGGCCAAGGAGCAAUAUGUAGAUGCCGUGUAGGUGAUAACUGGUGGUAUAGAGGAGAGCGCUGUGAAGAGUAUGUCUCAGAGCCCCUUGUUGUGGGAAUUGCAAUAGCUUUAGUAGCUGUCUUCCUUCUUGUAGCCUCUACUGUAACUUUCUUCCUGGCCAGAACUCUUCGAGAUCAGAACACAAAAAGUGAAAUUGAGGACUCCUUCAUGCAAGGAGACAGCCUUUCAUCCAUUGAAUAUGCAGUGAAAUACAACCCAAUGUAUGAGAGUGAUACCACUGGAUACAGCCACUAUUAUCGGAGCUAUCCACAGCUAACUUCAUAUAGUCCCACAAGCAAUGAGACAUCCACUGAAUAUAGCAGUGAAGAGAUCAGACACAUUUAUGAUAACAGAGAAUUAAGUAAGGAGGAGAUUCAGGACAGAAUAAGGAUUAUAGAACUUUAUGCCAAGGAUCAUCAGUUUGUGGAGUUUGUAAAACGGCAUCAGAUGUCAUUGCUUUAAAAACUGGAUCCAGUACAAUGGUCAUGGGAGAUAAAUCUGAACAGUGUUGCGACAGGGAUGGCACAGACAUGGUUGCAAAGUUUCUUUUAGUGUUUUCAAUGAAGUGUAUGGAUCUUAAUUAUUAUUGGAUUGAUCCCAUUGUCCUUAAUUAUUGCUGAAUGGAGAAAUGUAGGAAAGGCUAUUCGUAACUGGAUUUCAGAGUGCAAGAUAAAAAGAUUUUAAAAGUCAAUUUCACUAACUUGGGGCAGAUUUUAAUUGAAUGUAAAUGUAUUGCUCUGCCACUAUUUUAUUUCUUUGGUGAAUGCUUCCCCCCUUUUGGGGUGGUGGUGGUGAUGUAUAAAUAAAAUAAG
Messenger RNA from Candoia aspera, 3947 nucleotides. It is a transcript of the gene IMPG2, whose product is annotated as interphotoreceptor matrix proteoglycan 2. Gene Ontology annotation, biological process: visual perception. Lineage: Eukaryota; Metazoa; Chordata; Lepidosauria; Squamata; Candoiidae. The record is from RefSeq and is a predicted model, not a curated record. Bases 1 to 3597 code for a protein of 1198 amino acids. Gene Ontology annotation, molecular function: hyaluronic acid binding; heparin binding. The transcript is spliced from 15 exons.